Molecule: messenger RNA, 2825 nt
Organism: Danio aesculapii
Lineage: Eukaryota; Metazoa; Chordata; Actinopteri; Cypriniformes; Danionidae
Gene: stk17al
Product: serine/threonine kinase 17a like
Exons: 7
Coding region: 307-1386 (359 amino acids)
Biological process (GO): intracellular signal transduction; positive regulation of apoptotic process; protein phosphorylation
Cellular component (GO): nucleus
Molecular function (GO): ATP binding; protein serine/threonine kinase activity
Source: RefSeq, a predicted model, not a curated record
GUUACAGCUGGCUGGACGUGCGCUCACCGCUCAUCUGUCGCGGCUCUAAUUGAGUUCUGUGAGUUUCUCGGUCACCGUAAUAUAGAUUGUACAACAUUUCCACCGCUGGGUUAAACUUGUGCUUGUGAAAAAAGGAAUAUGUUCUGCUUUUGAAGCUAAUUUCUCUAAGCAUCAUCACUUUUUUUGCUCCCCAGCCGGUUUGAAUAGCGGUCUAUGAUUGUGACCUGAUGGACUAAACUCUUAUAUUUGUACCCAGUGCUCCGGUGAACGGCUGGCAUCAUCCCGCAGCAGGACUUUAACGGCAAAAUGAUGAACAGAAACGGAAUGGUCACAAAAAUCCGCACUCGGAUAAGGAGCGAUCCCUUCAAGAACAACUAUGACCUGGUCGGCAGAGAGCUUGGCAGGGGCAAAUUCGCAGUGGUGAAGAAGUGUGUGGAGAAAACUACCGGCAGGGAGCACGCAGCGAAGUUCCUGCGAAAAAGGAGGAAGGGUCAGGACUGCCGAGGUGACAUCCUCAAUGAAAUCGCGGUUCUGGAGUCGGCAGAGGCUAAUCCUUACGUGGUGGGACUACAUGAGGUUUACGAGACCACCUCGGAGAUCAUCCUCGUCCUGGAGUGUGCUGCUGGAGGUGAAAUUUUCAAUCAGUGUGUUGCCGAUAAUGACGAGGCCUUCACAGAGAAAGACGUCAUCCGAUUGGCUAGGCAGAUCCUGAUGGGCGUGUCCUGCCUCCAUCAAAACAACAUAGUUCAUUUAGACCUGAAGCCUCAGAACAUCCUGUUGACAAGUGCUCAGCCGCUGGGUGACAUCCGUAUCGUGGAUUUCGGCUUAUCUCGGCGGGUGGACAGCGUGUCAGAGGUUCGGGAGAUCCUGGGCACUCCUGAAUAUGUGGCUCCUGAGAUCCUGGACUAUGAGCCCAUCAGCACAGCUACUGACAUGUGGAGUAUUGGGGUACUGACUUACGUGAUGCUGACAGGCGAAUCUCCUUUUCUGGGAGAAGAAAAGCAGGAGACCUUCCUGAACAUCUCGCAGGUGAACGUGGACUAUUCACAGGAUGUCUUCCAGGGCGUCUCUGACCUCGCAGUGAACUUCAUCCAGUCCCUACUCAUCAAAAACCCCAGAAAGCGCUCAACAGUGGAGCAGUGUUUAAAUCACUCCUGGUUAAGACUGGACUCUCUCCACCACACAGUAGACGCUCGUCUCGAAGAGCAGGAAGCCAGUCAGUCCGAAUCAGAGCCCGAAAGCCCCGUCCCGUCCCCAGAACUGCUCAUCCUGCCUUCAUAUCCAACCUUCCCCGGUCAGGGGGAGUUAAAAACAGGCCGGGACACUUUCAGCUUCACAGAACCCUUCUCGCCUCAUCCCGAAAUACAACAAGAGCUCAUCUAUUAAUCACAGAAUCUGAGGAACAGAAAAUAAACUCAAAUGGUCUAGUUUAAACUGGACAUCAUCAUCAGAUUGUGUGGGGUGUGUAGCCGUCCAGAUUUAUGAAUGUGAUGACCACAGAAAGUGUGCGUGUCUAAAACAGACCUAAGAUUUCAUCUCUUAAAGGGACGGUUCACCCAAAAAUGAAUUAUUUAUGAUUUCCUCUCCCUCAAGUGAUUUAUGAAGUGAUUUCUCCUGUUGAACACAAAAGAAGAUAUUUUGAAAAAUGAUAACCCUGUAACCAUUGACCUACAUAGUGGGAAAAACUAAUUUUAUAAAAGUCAGUUUGAAAAAUGAUAAAGAUCUGUAACUUCCAUAGUAGGAAAAACAAAUUCUAUGGAAGUCAAUGGUUGCAGAUUUGUAGCAUUUUUCAAACUAUCUUGUUUUGUGUUCAACUGAAGAUAAGUGACGGAUGAGUUUAAGAAGUGCCAUUUUGGGUGAACUGUCCCUUUAAAUAAAGCUCUUGUUCGAGGUUGCCAACUCUUUGGAUCGCAGUAAUGUACUGUUUCUGGUUUUAAAGUGGAUCACACCUUCUCUGCUGUCUGAACACGCUCCAAAAAUCAAGUCGGAGUCUCCUCUGGAAGUGCCUGCUGCAUCCGAGGAAGGAAACCAACGCUCUGUUUUAUUUCUCCUCAUCGCUCUUCGUUUGAACUGUCGUGCUAUGAUAUGCAAUGAAGAAUCGAUGCUGCUUCCUUCCUCUGGACUGUAGAUUGGACAUCUUCAUUCUGAUUCUUUUCAAACAGAUUCACAGACUACUUUCGUUCUAGCACUUUUGGUGGGGAAAAAUUAUAUUAAAAUCUCCCAACAAGCACAGGUUAAUUCGUACAGCCAUUGUGUGUUUGGUUUCUCACACCACUUGUUGUAUUCAUUCUGGUUCUUAUUCAUAAUGAGUUUGCUAUAAUUGCACAAAUGUCCCGUGUUUUUGUGUUUUGGUAGGGCAUUGUUUGUUUUUGCCUUUAUUUGUUUUAAUAUCUUCGGUGUAUUAUUUUUUUAUGUCUGGAAGGGCAUCGAGGAGGGAAAUUUUCUAAGUUGUCAGUAAUAUUUUGGGUUUUCACCUGAGGGCUGACCAGGAGAGUUUCGGACUGUUGUGGGAGAGAUGUGUUUGCUUUUUCAGAAGAACAGAGCAUAUAAAAAAAUAAGAAAAGGCUUUGAUUUAUUGUAUAGUUUUUAUUUUAAAGAAAGGAAUGUAAAAAAAAAAAGGUAUUUUUCUACUGUUGUGCUAUUUUAUGAUUAUUAUGAGAAAAUAAAUUGUAAUAUUAAUUUAGAUCUUUGUUUUCUUUUUUGUUUUUUAACCAGCUGUGCUUAUAAAAAGUUUGCACUUGUGUCCAGUCGGACUACUUAUAUGUAUUAUUAUUGGCAUGCCUGGCAAGAUACUGAAGAAAAUAAAUGAUCAUUUUUGUAUUAAA